CCCGGGCUCCCGCUGCAGCCGCCCGGGGACACGCCGUGCACCCUCCGGCUCGGGGCUCUCGCGGCGGCGGCGGCGGCAGCGUUAGCGGCGGCGGCGAGAGCGGCGUUCCCGGCGCUUCCUGGCCGCGCUUCUCCCUCGGGCUGGGCGAAGCGAAGAGGCAGCGGCGGCGGCAGGAGGCGGCGGCAGCGGCGGCACAUCGGUGUCUCUCCCGCUGGAGAUUUCUUUCUGCUUUCCUCGUCGACUGACUCACCCCCCUCCCUUUUUUGAGGAAGGGUGACCUCUUCUCUGGGACUGGAAAAAAUUCUUUUUUGAGGGGAGGGUGUGUGGGGGGGUGGGUGGCAGCGUCAGGGUCUGCUUCUUCUCUUCUUUGAUCUCCUCUCCUCCCCCCUCCAGGACCGAAAAGCGAGCCCCACAACUGCUCCAGCAUCCUCCUUCCCUUCCUCCACCUCCCUUCUCCUUCCACCUCUUCCAGUUUCGCCCUCUCCCCUCCCAAUUAUUUCAUUAUUAUGCUUCCCUCUCUGGGGGGUCUCGUCCCUCUCAGGUCGCUCGGAAGCCGUGGCCUCCCUUGGAAGCAUAUCUUAAAAAUUUUGGAGCCUGGGAGUGAGUUUUCUCUGAGGCGUGUGUGAGAGGCGGCGGGGGUGUUUUCCUGCGCGAGGGGCGGGUGAAGUUCAUUGCCCCCACUUUCCCGCGACCUUUUCGGACCCGGUUUCGAAUCGGGGGCCGGCGUUUUCGGGGGGCUGGGGGCGCGGCGGAGAAUGGCCGCGGGGAGGGUUCCCCGGAGCCUCCCAGUCUCUUGAUCAAAGCAUUCCGCUAUUCUGAUUUAUUGCCUGCUUGGUGAGUUAUUUUUUUUUUGCCUCUAAAGGAGACCUGUGUGUUCAGCCAUUACUUUGCUCGGCGCUGCUCACAGGAAUCUCCGACCCGCGGUGCUGUGGGGAGCCCCGCACUUGGGCUCCUCGCCUCUCGCCCUCGCUCCCGUCCCUCCUCCCUCUCUCCGCCCCUUCCCCCUUCUCUUUCUCCUCUCUUUCUUCCCCUCUCUCCCUUCUUUCGGCCGCCGUCUCCCCCGCGCCCUCCUCGGGGCGGAGGGAAGCCGAGGAGGGGGAGGGAGGGGUUGGUGUCAAUUUUUUUGUGUGGCCGCGGCCGGAGCCUGUGGCGGGCGGGCGGCGAGCGGGGAGACCCCGGCGCGGCAGAGCCAUGGAUGGCCCGACGCGGGGCCAUGGACUCCGCAAAAAGCGGCGGUCGCGGUCGCAGCGAGACCGGGAGAGGCGCUCCCGGGGCGGGCUGGGGGCCGGCGCGGCCGGCGGCGGCGGGGCCGGCCGGACCCGGGCGCCCUCGCUCGCCUCGUCGUCGGGCUCCGACAAGGAAGACAAUGGGAAGCCCCCGUCCUCCGCCCCGUCCCGGCCCAGACCCCCGCGGAGGAAGCGGAGAGAGUCCACCUCGGCCGAAGAGGACAUCAUUGAUGGAUUUGCCAUGACCAGCUUUGUCACUUUUGAAGCGCUGGAGAAAGAUGUAGCACUUAAGCCUCAGGAACGUGUGGAGAAACGCCAGACCCCUCUGACCAAGAAGAAACGAGAAGCACUUACUAACGGCCUGGCCUUUCAUUCUAAGAAGAGUAGACUCAGCCACCCACAUCAUUACAGCUCAGACCGAGAGAAUGACCGCAACCUCUGCCAGCACCUUGGGAAGAGGAAGAAGAUGCCGAAGGGACUCAGACAGCUGAAGCCAGGCCAGAACAGCUGCAGGGACAGUGACAGUGAAAGCGCCAGCGGAGAAUCCAAGGGCUUCCACAGGAGCAGCUCCCGGGAAAGGCUCAGUGAUAGUUCAGCUCCUUCCAGCUUGGGAACAGGCUACUUCUGUGACAGCGACAGUGACCAGGAAGAGAAGGUAAGAUCCCCCCGCCCCGCCCCACCAUUGUGGGCAGAGUCGCGCACCGUGGUUCUCGCACACGGUCACAGGGUGGUGGGAUACCAGCCUGCUAUUGACCGUACCUUUUCUGCAAAGACCAGCUUUAUUUACACAGCGAUGUUUCCUGUGAUAAGAAAUAAUGUAUUUAAUAUGUGAGGCCCACUUUUUUUAAACACACCCGUUAAUAUUGGAUAUAUCGUCAUCAGGUUUUCACUUUUACAGAUUUUAAAAGAGGAAAGCAUUUUAAUAGCCAUCUGAUUUUUGUUUUUGAAUCCUUGAUUAGAACAUUAAACUUGCUAGCCUGCA
Herpailurus yagouaroundi (jaguarundi) is the source of this 2208-nucleotide messenger RNA. Its product is annotated as autism susceptibility gene 2 protein-like. Lineage: Eukaryota; Metazoa; Chordata; Mammalia; Carnivora; Felidae. The record is from RefSeq and is a predicted model, not a curated record. The coding region runs from base 1192 to 2058 and encodes 288 amino acids. The transcript is spliced from 5 exons.